Molecule: messenger RNA, 427 nt
Organism: Fukomys damarensis (Damara mole-rat)
Lineage: Eukaryota; Metazoa; Chordata; Mammalia; Rodentia; Bathyergidae
Gene: Atp5mk
Product: ATP synthase membrane subunit DAPIT
Exons: 5
Coding region: 110-292 (60 amino acids)
Source: RefSeq, a predicted model, not a curated record
GGUUAAACGCGAGCGGAGAAGGCGGCCCUUUCCGGCCUGGCUGUGGAGGGACUUGUGUAAGUUGAAGGACGUCACCUGCGGAAUUUGUGGUUCUGACGAGAUUGGAAUCAUGGCAGGUCCAGAAGUCGAUGCCCAAUACCAGUUCACUGGCAUCAAAAAAUAUUUCAACUCUUACACCCUCACAGGUAGAAUGAAUUGUGUCCUGGCCACAUAUGGAGGCAUUGCUCUGACGAUCUUGUAUUUCAAGUUAAGGUCUAAAAAAACAAAAACACCAGCUGUAAAAGCAACAUAAAUAUGUUGGGGAUCAAACCGAGGGCAUCGUGCAUACUAGCAUUGGACUUCAUCUGUCAAGUUCCCGUGCCUGGAGGAGCUAAUGUCACACAUCAUGUAAUACUCAGUUUGUACAAUAAAUUAUGAACCUGGAAAA